Molecule: messenger RNA, 1496 nt
Organism: Pyrgilauda ruficollis (rufous-necked snowfinch)
Lineage: Eukaryota; Metazoa; Chordata; Aves; Passeriformes; Passeridae
Gene: DOLPP1
Product: dolichyldiphosphatase 1
Exons: 8
Coding region: 22-738 (238 amino acids)
Biological process (GO): lipid biosynthetic process; protein N-linked glycosylation
Cellular component (GO): intracellular membrane-bounded organelle; endoplasmic reticulum membrane
Molecular function (GO): dolichyldiphosphatase activity
Source: RefSeq, a predicted model, not a curated record
CCGGCCCGGUAUCCGGGUAAGAUGGCCGCAGUCGGGGAGUGCUCGCUGCCCGCGCCGUGGCGGCCGGUCUCCCUCACUCACGUCGAGUAUCCUGCAGGUGAUUUCUCUGGCCAGCUUUUAGCUUAUUUGAGUCUUGGUCCAAUAUUCAUUAUUGUUGGCUUUGUAACACUCAUCAUAUUCAAGAGAGAGCUUCACACGAUCUCUUUCUUGGGAGGGCUGGUGUUCAACGAGGCAGUGAACUGGUUAAUAAAAAAUGUAAUCCGGGAGCCUCGGCCGUGCGAAGAAGCCCAUUCAACAGUGACCACAAAAUACGGGAUGCCGUCCAGCCACUCCCAAUUCAUGUGGUUUUUCUCUGUCUAUUCCUUUCUGUUCCUUUAUUUAAGAAUGCACCAAACAAACAAUGCGAGGUUUCUGGAUUUGCUAUGGCGACAUGUGCUGUCCAUCUGCCUCAUCACAGUGGCUUUGCUAGUCUCAUAUAGUAGGGUUUAUUUGCUUUACCACACCUGGAGCCAAGUCCUAUAUGGAGGUGUGGCAGGAAGCAUCAUGGCCAUAGCCUGGUUUGCCUUCACACAGGAGAUCCUAACUCCCCUCUUCCCGAGGAUAGCAGCGUGGCCAAUUUCAGAGUUCUUUUUAAUCCGAGAUACCAGCCUCAUUCCUAACAUCCUGUGGUUUGAAUACACAGUCACGAGAGCAGAAGCAAGGAACAGACAGCGCAAGCUGGGUACGAAGCUCCAGUGACCGGAACGUGGGGACCAGGGCGCGUUUCAACGGAGACAGACAAGAGCAGAGACCUGGGAGCAGCAAGGAGCCUUUUAACAGACGGACCAAAGGAACAGGCAGGGACCAUACCCAAAACCUGAAAGCCUUUGCUCUGCUUUAGCAGCUAAGCUGGAUGCUCCCUGAUGCAUGUGGGACCGUGCAGGAGUAGAAACUCAUUUUGAACACAGAUGCACAUGGUUGGAUGUACCAUCGUGUCUACGUCAGGGGAGGGGGGAGAAAAUGCCUGGUGUCGUGUUCGGGGGAGGGAAAACCAAAAAAUGAAUCCUUUCUGUGACUUUUUUUUUUCAGCAUGAAAUAUACACACUAUUUAUUUAUUUUUUUAAAUGGAACUAUUGUUUAUGGGGUGGGUGAGGCGUUGAUUGUGUGUUUUGCUUUUUUUUAAAAAAUUUUUUUGGAAGAAGAUGACAAAACUAUAAUAUCAAGUUGGUUAUGUUUAAUUAGGGCUUCUCAUACUUACAUGGUUCUUAGGAGGGAGGGGAUCUAGGAGGGGUGACCUAGACAGAAGGGAGAGAAAGACCUUCCUUUCUGCAGUCAGUUUGGGAGAUCAAAACCAAUUCCAACUCUACUUGGUAGAGAAAAAAAGACAGACUAUAAAGAUCUGAUUUUUAACACUAGUGACAGUUCUGCAGGGAAUCCUGCAUGGAUACCAGUUAAGGGGAGUGUGUGUGUAAAACAAAGGAAAAACACAAAUAUACUGACUUAUUUUUUUCCACUGC